Messenger RNA from Porites evermanni, 5338 nucleotides. The record is from the annotation of a GenBank genome assembly. NCBI's taxonomy places the organism in Eukaryota, Metazoa, Cnidaria, Anthozoa, Scleractinia, Poritidae.
AUGGAGCAAAAAGCUGAUCUUAGCGAAGUUGCCUCGUUUGACGCUUCUAAACUUAAGCAUGUUAAGACGGUGGAGAAGAACACGCUUCCAUCAAGCGAAAGUAAGGCUAAGACUAUCGUUGUACCAUAUUUUAUCUGCACCACUCAAGAAUUUGGCUUACUUCCUUUGAACGAAAUCAAACGAAUAUUCGUCAUUAUUUCAGUUCUUCGUUACUUAACGUAGCUAAGUCAAAAAGGCUUGUUUGAGCCAAAACGUUGGCGCAAAAUUUGAGCUAAUCGCAAGGCUUAUAAUUGCAGCAUUGUGGAAUGGAAUCAGCUGUGGUAUAGUUUGCUUCUUAUGCACCUCUAUGAAACGCUUUUGUUUUCAUGAUGGGAGCUGAUUACUAAUGAUGUUGUUUUUUCGUAGCUGUGAAGCAAGAAUUACAACCAGAUGAGUUCCCCGAUAGAUCUGAGGUGAAAAGUUUUGACACCUCCAAGCUCAAGAAGACGCACACCGAAGAGAAGAACCCCUUACCUUCAAAAGAAAGUACGAUUAUUCGUUUUCUAACCGCUAAUGUAGUAUUGUUUAUUUCAGUUUCAAUUAGAAUUGACACGAAAAUGUUUUGUUAAGCUUCUUUCCCUAUCAUUGCAAGCUUAAUUUAUUAUUCACCCAAUAUUUUGUUAUUUCGAUCUUCAGCAAUUGCUGAAGAACAUCGGACUGCGCCAUUUUCUGGAGUGGAAGUUUUCAACAAGAAUUUGCUGAAGCACGUGGAAACUGAGGAAAAAACCCACCUUCCGACUCCUCAAGGUUAGUUUAAACUUUCCUUCUCCUAAACCCGAAAAGGUUCCUUAUUAAAUGCAGCUCCUACAGCCAGAUAAAUAUCACUUAAACCCCACUCGAGCUGUAUAAAAUAUUAAUUUUGAGGCUCGCACGUACCACUCCAUGAUCGUGCUGUUGUGCUUAUGACCUCGGAAGACAUUCAAAACAUAGUUUUUCUUAUGUCACGUUUAGAGGCAGUAGACAAUAAGAGUUAUUUUCAAUGGCUGACAAAGGCUUUUCCGCUCGAAAAAAUUACGUGCGAUCAGUCCGCGUUUCACGUCACGAUCAUCACUUCCCAAACGCAUUCGAUUUUUAGUUGAAUCUUGGCUCAUGUAAUUUGAGACUACAGAAAAAUGUGCACGUUUUUUGACAUUUUAAUUUGGCUUAGUCACCGGAAAUGAACAUAAAAGCGAGUUUACUAGUGGGGCAUGAAUUCUGUCGAAUAACCAUUGCUAAAUGUCCUACGUAAAAAAAGAUAUAACAAAUAUCCUCUUGGCUACAGAAUGGUCUGUAGUCAACCACAUCCUUUCCUCGCUUCCUAUCUUUAAAAGUUUCCUGAUCGUCAACAGCUGCAUACUUUUAAGGUGUGUUUCUAUUUUUUAAGCUACGAAAUCUAGCUCGCUAUGUCUGCAAUUUGCACUGAAAUGCGUCUAAGGUUUAAUAUGCAUAAUAUGCUAAGUAUCAGCUGCAUAGCGAGAAUUUGAUCACUUUAUCAUAACAAAGACUAUAAGAGUUUUGGAUUCUGGAAAAUUAUUGUUAUAUUGCCUUACCAACUAAGACAAUAACUUCACAUUUAAAUAGAUUUUUUUGUUUUUAUCAGUCAGAUUGUAGUCCAUAUAAGGUCAUGACAGUUAAGAAUUGUGCUACAUAAAUUAAAAUAGAUAAUUUGAAUAGCUAAAUUGUUGCUGUUUAUAGGGUAACCAAGGAUUAUUGCUUAUAGUUGUAUGCUCUUCCAAACAAUAGAUUCCUUUUGACUGUCCUGCAAGGUCAAUCAAAAGCAAAUUUCUCCUUUUAUAUCAGAACUAAAUUGAUCAUAAAGGUAAUGAGAAUUCGAAGUAUAAUCAGCCAAAAUCUUCUUGUUAUAUCAAUGACCUUCAAACUCUGUCCUGUGCUUGGGUCAUGACAAGUAUUGCAUUUUUUCUAGAUCUUCGUGAGGAACUGCGACCAGACAAACUACCAGAUGUAUCUGAAGUCGCAAGCUUUGAUGCAUCUAAAUUGAAGCAUGUUGAAACAAAGGAAUCUAAUGUGCUGCCCAGCAAGGAAGGUAACAAUUUGUUUGCUUGGUUGUUCUGAAGAUGCACAUUACCUCAGAUGUGUUGUACAUACAUUGUAAUGGCUUUUUCUGUUAAUUCAUUACUUGAAAUUACUUGAACCAGUCCAUUUGCUACAACUCUUCGACCUCACUAAGUUUUGCAAGAUGUUGCCCCAUUGUGCUAUAUACAGCUUUUUCGAGAAAGGUUGUCGGAAAAAGUGCACAUAACAAUCCGGAAAGGUAUUGUGGGUGGUUUUGAGUUCACUGUUCUUCAAAGAAAUUUAAAAGAAUGGCAGGAGAGGCCAUGGAUAUAUGUUUGCGAAUACUAAAGGAAAGUAACAAAAGUAGGCUCGACAGCUACAGUGUCAGGAUCAGUGAAUUGAUCGUAUCCCAUAUUACCGUUUGGGAUUGUCACGUGCACAUUUUUUCCAACAUUCUUUCUUGAAAUAGCUGUAUAAUUUUUUUUAACUUCCUUAAGUUACUUGGGUAUUUGUUUUUUCUAGUCUAGCCUGGUAAUGCCGCAUGCCCACUUUUAUAGUGUGUAAUAAUAAUAAUAAUAAUAACAACAAUAAUAAUGUCCAUUGUUUACCCUUGGCAGUAUCUUAUAACACUGAAACAAAUAAUUCAAAUUAAACUUAACAGGGUUAAGAACCCCAACUGGCCAGAGGCAAACCAUUUUGCUAUUUACAAGCAUGGUUGAGGAUUUGAACUCCGGACUACCAUGAACAAAUCCAGCAAGCGGUCAGAUCGGGACUUGAACUCGGGGCCUCAGAAUUGCAAGUCCAGUGAUAAUAUACUUAUUGAUCAUAACGUUACUUUUCUCUGUUAAGUUAUCAGAGAGGAAGCGAUCGACUCCAGAGCAGAAGUGAAGUCUUUUGACAAAAGUCACCUCAAACAUGUUGAAACUGAAGAAAAACAUUUUAUGCCCUCUGCACAAGGUAAUGAUUUCAGAAAUUAGAAUUAUUACAUUACAGCUUUAAUAAAGAUCCUAUGGUGUGACCAUACAAAUAAAAUCUACUGAGCAGUACUUUCCUGUGGUACUGUUUAUUAUGCUGCACAAGGUGGUUCUAACUGUUGAGUCUGUGGAUGAAAUCCUAUGGUGUGACCAUUCAAAUGAAAGCUACUGAGCAGUACUUUCCUGUGGUACUGUUUAUUAUGCUGUACAAGGUGGUUCUAACUUUUGAGUCAGUGGAUGAAAUCCUAUGGUGUGACCAUUCAAAUGAAAGCUACUGAGCAGUACUUUCCUGUGGUACUGUUUAUUAUGCUGUACAAGGUGGUUCUAACUUUUGAGUCUGUGGAUGAAAUCCUAUGGUGUGACCAUUCAAAUGAAAGCUACUGAGCAGUACUUUCCUGUGGUACUGUUUAUUAUGCUGUACAAGGUGGUUCUAACUUUUGAGUCUGUGGAUGAAAUCCUAUGGUGUGACCAUUCAAAUGAAAGCUACUGAGCAGUACUUUCCUGUGGUACUGUUUAUUAUGCUGUACAAGGUGGUUCUAACUUUUGAGUCUGUGGAUGAAAUCCUAUGGUGUGACCAUUCAAAUGAAAGCUACUGAGCAGUACUUUCCUGUGGUACUGUUUAUUAUGCUGUACAAGGUGGUUCUAACUUUUGAGUCUGUGGAUGAAAUCCUAUGGUGUGACCAUUCAAAUGAAAGCUACUGAGCAGUACUUUCCUGUGGUACUGUUUAUUAUGCUGUACAAGGUGGUUCUAACUUUUGAGUCAGUGGAUGAAAUCCUAUGGUGUGACCAUUCAAAUGAAAGCUACUGAGCAGUACUUUCCUGUGGUACUGUUUAUUAUGCUGUACAAGGUGGUUCUAACUUUUGAGUCUGUGGAUGAAAUCCUAUGGUGUGACCAUUCAAAUGAAAGCUACUGAGCAGUACUUUCCUGUGGUACAUCUGUUUAUUAUGCUGUAAGGGGUGGUUCUAACUUUUGAAGCUGCACAAAAAGCGCUUAUAAUAACCACUACUCUCAAAUGGCCCUUUUUUCCAAUAUUUCCACAAUGAAAUUUGGAAUUUGUCUUGAACAUUGCUUUUCCUCGCUACUGCAAGCUGAAUUGUGAACAUUCUUUUCUUCCUGUAGAUCUCACGGCUGAUAGAAUGCCACCUCCAAAUAAACGUCCCGACCGUUCAGAAGUGACCAGUUUUGAUCAGAGCAAACUAAAUCAUGUACCCACUACAGAAAAGGUUAUCCUUCCUAGUAAAGAAGGUAAAACAUCCUUACAUCAAAAUUUAAAUUCUCAUUUUGUUGUCUUUUUACAAUUUCUGUAGCUAUGGUAGGGAGAAGUUAAGUUCAUUAAUUUUUAUUUUGUGUGAUCAUGUCCUUAAAUUGCACUGACCACCUCUGUUUAAUAAAGCAUCGUUUUUGAAAGGAGAAAAUUGAUGCUGAUCACAGCUCUUAAGGUGACCGUUACCCUGGACAGUUCACAACAACAAUUUUCAGGGUAACACAAUGUUGCAGCAUUGUUUCGGAUAGCUGCAACAUUGUUCCAACAUUGCAACAUGGUGCUCCGCUAAAAAUCGUCUUUGCAAAUUGUCCCGUUUAACAUCACCUUUGUGGCUUAAAUUUACAUUUCAAGGGCUUGGUUUCUGGGAUUUUCUUGUCUUUGAGGGGAACUAAGCAGAUGUGAGUGUAUGUGUUCAAUAUUGAUGUUAAUUUUCUUGUUAUUUGCAGACAUUGACGAGGAAGCAAAAGAUUCCAGAGUGGAGGUCAAAACAUUUGACAAAAGCAAGUUAAAACAUGUGGACACCAAAGAAGAAAACACGCUCCCUGGAGCCGGAGGUGAAACAUCAAAUUUCUCUGUUUCCUACUGAAAUUAACACUAAACUAUCAUAGUUAGAUGUAAUGAAGGGGACACUUGACAGAUCCUACCGUGUGCCACAAACAAGUGUGUCUGUGAGCCAGCACCAAAAUCCUAGCUCUGAGCCCGCACUUGUGUAUCAGGAUUUGAGUAUUUGCCAUGAAUGGCCUGUUAAAAAAACCAUUGUCAAUUUGCCAAUCAGGGUUAAGGCAAAUACCCAAAGGAUAAUUAAAUUUAAACCAAGAAUGAAAUUGAACAGUGACGUAUUAAUCAAAAUAUGUUAUUUCCGAAGUGUGGACUCCUAAUGAAGUGUGAUAAGUAAUGCCAAAGUUAUUUCUUGUUUAAUGGGUUGUGUUUGAGUAGGUGAACAGAAAAAAACUGAACUCACAGACUGUUGUUCUAAUAAUUCAAUCAUUUUUGUCAGAUAUUCGUGCAGAAAUGAUGCCAGAUGUGCUUCCUGACCGCUCAGAAGUUAGCAAGUUUGAUCACUCAAAG